UGUAGCGAGAACCCGCAACUAAACUACUAGUACUUUUGCAUCAAAGAACAGAGAGCUUUCUACUGAUUUUUGAACACCAUGGAAAAACUUGAGGUUGUAGCAGUUGUCAGCAUAGUUAUUUUGUCCUUUUUCGCUAUCAUCGGAAAUACUACUAUUAUCGCUCUGUUCUUCAGGGUCCGCAGCCUGCAAACCACAUCGAAUACAUUCGUAGUAUCACUGGCGUUUACAGACCUCCUUAUUGGUGGGAUUCUAUAUCCUGUGCAGUCUUUAAUAGAUUUGAAAAUUGUAUAUGACCACCAGGGAUGUAUUAUUUUCAUCUGUUUAUUCAUAAUAAUGUCGCUGAUGCACGUGCUCAUCGUGUUGUCUUUAUCCUUCGAACGUUUCGUUACAAUCUGCAAACCAAUGGUGUACUCGACGAUCAUUACAGAGAAGAAAUGCUACAUUACUCUGGUCCUGAUUAUCGUCUACUCGUUGUUAAAUGGUCUUCCGCCAUUUUUCUCUUCAUUUGCAGUCACAUCACCUAUGCAGGAGUGUCAAGUAUUCACUGUUCUAUCAAAGGUCUAUCUUUUAUGGCUAGUAAUCAACUCGAUAAUUCCUCUUCUUUUAAUAAUCAUUAUCUUUGUUAAGCUGUUCUUCGUUGUACGUCGGCAUGCCAGGGUAAUAAGGGCGACUGAGGCAGCAUCAAUUGGGAUUGCGGUAAAUCCGAUUGCGGCAAAUUCACGGUUCAAGCUGAAACGCGAAGCGAAAUCUGCUGUUUUGUUAAUCUCGAUUGUUGUGUAUUUUAUAAUCACCUGGUCACCCCUUAUUGUGGCAAAUCUGAGCAAAGUUGAUAUGAAUGAAUUGUUUUACAUGAUUAUUCACUUCACUCUCUACAGCAACACUGUAGCGACUCCGUUCAUCUAUGGAUUCGGCAACAAGUUAUAUCGUUUUGCCGUUAUUGUUAUAAUUGUUAUUGUAUUCUUUACAGUUAUCUUACCGUUGCCUUACACCAUUCUACUGCCCAGAGAUUACCCCACCCCUUUCUUUGGUUAA
Messenger RNA from Anneissia japonica, 1032 nucleotides. RefSeq names its product adenosine receptor A3-like. Gene Ontology annotation, biological process: G protein-coupled receptor signaling pathway. Gene Ontology annotation, cellular component: membrane. NCBI's taxonomy places the organism in Eukaryota, Metazoa, Echinodermata, Crinoidea, Comatulida, Comatulidae. The coding region runs from base 79 to 1032 and encodes 317 amino acids. Gene Ontology annotation, molecular function: G protein-coupled receptor activity. The transcript is spliced from 4 exons. The record is from RefSeq and is a predicted model, not a curated record.